Molecule: messenger RNA, 2171 nt
Organism: Apaloderma vittatum (bar-tailed trogon)
Lineage: Eukaryota; Metazoa; Chordata; Aves; Trogoniformes; Trogonidae
Gene: MAP4K5
Product: mitogen-activated protein kinase kinase kinase kinase 5
Exons: 26
Biological process (GO): protein phosphorylation
Molecular function (GO): MAP kinase kinase kinase kinase activity; ATP binding
Source: RefSeq, a predicted model, not a curated record
CUGACUUCGGUGUAGCCGCAAAAAUAACAGCCACCAUUGCGAAGAGGAAAUCAUUUAUUGGUACACCGUACUGGAUGGCCCCAGAAGUUGCAGCGGUGGAGAAGAACGGGGGAUAUAACCAGCUCUGCGAUAUCUGGGCGGUCGGGAUCACGGCGAUUGAACUCGCGGAGCUUCAGCCGCCCAUGUUUGAUCUUCACCCGAUGAGGGCUUUGUUUUUAAUGUCAAAAAGUAAUUUUCAACCACCAAAGCUAAAGGAAAAAGCAAAGUGGUCAUCAACAUUCCAUAAUUUUGUCAAAAUAGCACUUACAAAAAAUCCAAAGAAGAGACCAACAGCAGAUAGGCUCCUUUCUCAUAGCUUUGUAGGGCAGCCUGGUCUUUCAAGAUCUUUAGCCGUUGAGCUGUUGGACAAAGUUAAUAAUCCUGACAACCACACACACUACAGCGUAGUUGACGAUGAUGAUUUUGAGCCUCACUCCGUCAUCCGCCACACAAUUCGUUCUACGAACAGGAAUGUCAGGGCAGAGAGAACAGCGUCGGAGAUAAACUUUGAUAAGCUGCAGUUCGAGCCCCCUCUGCGAAAAGAAACAGAAGCUCGGGAUGAAAUGGUCGUGGCAGCUGGCACCGACUUUGCUUCGCAUUGGAAUCCUUUCGUUGAUGGUGGAAGCAGCAAGGGCCUGCUUACAAAAUUUGCCGAUGGGAGUGAAGAUAUUGAAGAAUCGACACUAAAACGAGCAGGGCCACCUCCGCUACCUCCUAAGCCGAGAAUCAACAGUUACCCUGAGGAAAACCACCCGGAUGAUGAGAAAUGUCAGACGAUAAAGCAUUUCCCCGACUCGCAGAGCAGAGCCCCACCAGCUCACAGGAGACAAAGUAUCCCUGUUUACGGGCCUCAGACCGAUCCUUCCCCCGUUGGUAUGACCAGCAGCAUCAGCAGCCCUGGAUUGCUCACAGCUAGAUACAGCGACGUAGGAAGUGGGAAUGGCGUGCUGAAACUCAUAGAAGAAAAUGCAGAAGGGUCCGGACAAAUCCCUCAACUGCCACGUAAAAAGGAGAAAAGAGAUUUUCCUAAGCCAGCAAUCAAUGGUUUACCACCGACACCGAAGGUGCUGAUGGGAGCGUGUUUUUCCAAAGUCUUCGAUGGUUGUCCUUUGAAGAUUAAUUGUGCAACAUCGUGGAUACAUCCGGAUACUAAAGAUCAGUACAUUAUCUUUGGCACAGAAGAAGGUAUCUAUACAUUGAAUUUGAACGAACUUCAUGAAGCAACAAUGGAACAGUUAUUUCCCCGAAAGUGCACCUGGCUGUAUGUUAUCAACAACACCUUAAUGUCCUUGUCAGAAGGGAAAACGUUCCAGCUCUACUCCCAUAAUUUAAUAGCUUUGUUUGAACAAGCCAAGAAAACAGGAUUAGCUGCUCAUAUUCAAACCCACAGGUUUCCUGACAAAAUAUUACCAAGGAAGUUUGCCUUAACCACAAAGAUCCCUGACACAAAAGGAUGCCACAAAUGCUGUAUAGUACGAAAUCCAUACACGGGACAUAAGUACCUGUGUGGUGCGUUGCAGUCUGGAAUUGUUCUGCUACAGUGGUAUGAGCCAAUGCAGAAAUUCAUGUUAAUAAAGCACUUUGAUUUUCCCUUGCCGAGUCCUCUGAAUGUGUUCGAAAUGCUGGUGAUCCCCGAGCAGGAGUACCCCAUGGUGUGCGUAGCCAUCAGCAAGGGCACCGAACCAAAUCAGGUCGUUCAGUUUGAGACAAUCAACUUGAACUCCGCUUCUUCGUGGUUUACAGAAAUCGGUGCAGGCAAUCAGCAGCUGGAUGCCAUUCACGUAACACAGCUGGAAAGAGACACGGUCCUGGUCUGCCUGGACAAAUUUGUGAAGAUUGUCAAUUUACAAGGGAAAUUGAAGUCGAGCAAGAAAUUAGCCUCCGAGCUGAGCUUUGAUUUCUGCAUUGAGUCAGUGGUGUGCCUUCAAGACAGCGUGCUGGCCUUCUGGAAACACGGCAUGCAGGGCAAAAGCUUCAAGUCAGACGAAGUUACCCAAGAAAUAUCAGAUGAAACCAGGGUUUUCCGCUUACUGGGAUCAGACAGGGUGGUAGUGCUGGAAAGCCGGCCGACAGAGAACCCGACUGCACACAGCAACCUCUACAUCCUGGCUGGACACGAAAAUAGUUACUGA